Amaranthus tricolor (Joseph's coat) is the source of this 2852-nucleotide messenger RNA. RefSeq names its product S-type anion channel SLAH2-like. The record is from RefSeq and is a predicted model, not a curated record. Gene Ontology annotation, cellular component: membrane. Gene Ontology annotation, biological process: intracellular monoatomic ion homeostasis; transmembrane transport. Gene Ontology annotation, molecular function: voltage-gated monoatomic anion channel activity. Lineage: Eukaryota; Viridiplantae; Streptophyta; Magnoliopsida; Caryophyllales; Amaranthaceae. Bases 665 to 2464 code for a protein of 599 amino acids. The transcript has 5 exons.
UUGUUAUUCUUGAUUUUUUUACGUUAAUUUGCUUUGAUUUAUGUAUGAUUUUAUUGAAUAUGUUGAUUUCAUUAAAUAUUUGAUUGGUGUAUGUUUUUCAACUUUCAGCUCUACAUUAUCUAUGUUGAGUUGUUUUGCAUUAUUGUUGUCAUUUGUUAAUCUUGUGACGAUUUCACAUGUUGACUAGUUUUGUUUAUAUAAGAAUCAUAAAUUCUUGUUUGAGAAAAUCUCACUGUGAAAUGUCUCUCGUAUAUAGACUGAAUAGACCAAGUAAUACAAUUAUUUUGCAUACCUGCUAUUUGUUUUGAGGUCGUUUCACUGAGAGACAAUCUCUCACAAGAGUAGCAAUAACUUUGUUAUUUGACUUUUAUAUAACAAGACCCGCGCACGAAGAGAAUUGAUUGCACACAAACUCGAUGAAACUUCAUCCUAAAACCAAUUGGUGAUAGUAGUAGUAGUCCAUCAAACUUAUAUGCUAAUAUUGGUCAACCUCUCUCAUUCAUCAACGUGAGAUCAUGUGGGUUAUUUUCCAACAAAAAUCACGAUCACAUGUUUCACUAACGUCUUCACGACUCAAAAAAAAAAAUUAUGGUCGAAUUUGGGUUACUUUAAGAUCAUUUUAAGGGAUACAUGAAUUUAAAAAGCUAUUUAACAUUGUCUAUAUAUGGAGAUGGGUGAGAUGUCAAGUUCAUCAAAGCAGAUUAUUGAAGAGCUUCCACCUUUGUUAACUGUCAUAUCAUCUAAGGAAAUACAUGGAUUUGAUACUAUUGAUGCCUUCCCAAGUUCAGAAACUGAAGUUACAAAUGACAAUGCUUCAAAUGAGCAUGAAAGAAUUGAGCCUGUUUCAACAAAAAGCAUACAAUCUCCUAUUGCAAGUCAAUCACAAACUCCAAAAAAGGUUUAUUUUAAUGAUGAUGCCAAAGUUGUUCCACAUGGUUCUCCAUCCUUUGAAUCUACCAUUGAUACCAAAUUCUAUUCCCAACCAAUGACUAGAGCUGCAACAUAUGUUGAGGGUAGUGCCUAUGGACCAUACACCUCCAAGUAUUCAGGGCCACAAGCCCAAAAUCCUCGUAUAGAGCGACUCAAGGAUACAAGGUUCAAUUCUUUCAAAACAUGGUCGGGAAAACUUGAGAGGCAAUUGACACAACUCCGAGGAAACCCAGUUGAGCCUAAGCCAAGUUCUAGGCCUCAGGAUAAAAUACAAGGCGAGGCUUUGCCAGUGCAUCGAUAUUUCGAUGCACUGGAUGGGCCAGAAUUGGACACUCUUAGGCCAUCGGAGGAGUUGAUGCUUCCAAACGACAAGUCUUGGCCUUUCCUUCUACGAUUUCCUAUUGCUUCAUUUGGUAUAUGUCUUGGUGUGAGUAGUCAAGCCAUAUUGUGGAAAACUCUUGCAAACUCGUCCUCCACAACUUUUCUCAAAGUUAGUCCUUGGGUAAACUUUGUCCUAUGGAUCAUUUCCGUGGCCUUAGUAGUUGUCGUUACUCUCAUCUACUCGCUUAAGUUACUCUUCUACUCUGAGGCAGUUAGGCGCGAGUAUUAUCACCCAAUUAGGGUGAAUUUCUUCUUUGCUCCGUUCAUAUCCCUCCUUUUUCUAGCACUUGGUUGCCCACCAUUGGUGACUAAAGACCUUCCCCCAGCUCUGUGGUAUGUUCUUAUGCUUCCAAUCCUCUGCCUCGAGCUUAAGAUCUAUGGCCAAUGGAUGUCAGGAGGGCAACGUAGACUAUCGAAAGUGGCAAGCCCUGUGAACUAUUUGGCUGUCGUUGGAAACUUCGUUGGAGCAUUACUAGGUGCAUCUAUGGGGCUUAAGGAAGGUCCAAUAUUUUUCUUCGCAGUUGGCUUAGCUCACUACUUGGUUUUAUUUGUUACUCUUUACCAACGACUUCCUACAAACAACACGCUUCCUAAAGAACUACACCCAGUGUUUUUCCUCUUCAUCGCAGCACCUAGUGUUGCAUCGAUGGCUUGGGCAAGGAUCGAAGGCUCUUUCAGUUAUGUCUCUCGGGUUGCUUACUUCAUUGCCUUAUUCCUAUUAUGUUCAUUGGUCGUUCGGAUCAAUUUCUUUCGAGGAUUCAAAUUCUCAAUAUCAUGGUGGGCGUACACUUUCCCUAUGACCGCGAUAGCCAUUGCAACUAUUAGAUACUCGAACGAAGUCACAAAUUGGAUGACAAAAGCCUUGUCCAUUGUACUAACUGUUCUUUCUAUACUCAUAGUUGCAGCCUUGCUUGUGUCAACUCUCCUACACGCCUUUGUAUUCCGAAAUCUGUUCCCUAAUGACAUAGCAAUUGCCAUCAGUGACAGGCCACCUAAGGCGCGUACAAGGUGGUUUCGUCACUUUAGACAUGGUAGUGCAGAGAAUAGUGAAAUUGAACGGUACUUGAAGUUUGUUAACUGUGAAGGACACGAUUUAGAAUCUUCGGAUGGGCCUUCGAUCACCAAUGAGAAGGCUAAGUCUGAGUCGGUUUGAGUGCAGAAAUGUUACGAGUAUUUUGAUCGAAGGAGGAGAGCCGAUGAAUUCUAUAUCACACAGAAGAAUGAAGAUUCAGAGUGAGGCUUCAGAAUGUUUGUAUAGGAGAUAUGUAUGUGUAUGUGUUGGUUUUGUUUGUUGAUAGAUUAUAAAAUAAAUUGAGUUUGUACACAUUUACAGAAAGUUUGAGGUUUAUGAAAAGGGGUGAGGUUUUGUGAAUGAUUUUGUUCCUUUACUUAAUGUAGAGUCUUUGUUCUUGUAUCAAUUUGUUCAUGUUUGUACCACUUAGUGAAUGAACACCUCAUUUCACUUGCAAUAAGUUUUCAAGAAAUCAUACAAAAUAUAAUCUUAUUAGUGUAGAAAUUUGUGCAAUGCAAAGAAUUCUAAA